Molecule: messenger RNA, 907 nt
Organism: Mesocricetus auratus (golden hamster)
Lineage: Eukaryota; Metazoa; Chordata; Mammalia; Rodentia; Cricetidae
Gene: Oaz3
Product: ornithine decarboxylase antizyme 3
Exons: 5
Biological process (GO): positive regulation of protein catabolic process
Cellular component (GO): nucleus; cytoplasm
Molecular function (GO): ornithine decarboxylase inhibitor activity
Source: RefSeq, marked reviewed
GUUGCCUGAUCUUCCGCCACCCGUCCUCUGAACCUCACUUUGCCGCAGGGAGGCACUGAACAGAGAAACUGCCUUGUAACAGGUCCCGCCCCUCUCUCUACUCCCUUUCUUAUAUCAAGAGGGGAAGAACACGGAACUACCUCUACCCAUUCUGGUCACCAUACGCCUAUUACCUCUACUGUUACAAAUACCGACUCACCCUCCGGGAGAAGAUGCUGCCUUGGUGUUACAGAAGCAUCACUUACAAAGAACAGGAGGACCUGACACUCCGGCCCCAUUGCUGGCCCCAUUGCUGCCUCCAGUGCUCCUGAGUCCCUAGGAGGCCUCCAGGUGGGCAGGAGCACUGAGCGGGAGAAAGACCACAGCCAGCUUAAAGAACUGUACUCGGCUGGGAACCUGACAGUGCUAUCAACUAACCCCCUGCUUCACCAAGAUCCAGUUCAGUUAGAAUUCCACUUUCGCCUCACCCCCCAUUCUUCUGCUCAUUGGCAUGGCCUUCUGUGUGACCAUCGACUCUUCCUGGAUAUCCCAUAUAGGGCCUUGGAUCAAGGCAACCGAGAAAGUUUGACAGCAACACUGGAGUAUGUGGAGGAGAAGACCAAUGUGGACUCUGUGUUUGUGAACUUCCAAAACGAUCGGAAGGACAGAGGUGCCCUGCUUCGAGCCUUUAGCUACAUGGGUUUUGAGGUGGUCAGACCAGAUCAUCCUGCUCUCCCUCCCUGGGACAAUGUCAUCUUCAUGGUGUAUCCCCUUGAAAGGGACCUUGACCAGCUUGGCCAGUGAGCCUCCCUGAACAUGUUUAUUCCAUCUCUGUGAGGGGCCAGAAACCUCAACAUACGGGACUCUGGGGCCCAGGAUGUGAUUUGAGACACCUCCAUCCUAGGAAAUAAAGGGUAGUGCAAUCAAA